AUGCCAGAGAUUCUUUGGCUAUGGCAAGAGAAUACCCAGAGGCUCUGCAAUAUUCUCAAAAUCGAAAAAUCUGACUGGCAUAUAUUCAAAAAUCAAAAUUGUGUUACUCUAGAUGUCAAACGGCAUUGUGGAAUGUGCAGACAACAUUCUCUGGUCGUGGAAACCCGUGGCCAUAUCUGCCCAUUCAAGAAUUGCGGUUGUGAAAAGUGCAAGCUCGUUCGCCAACGCCGCUCUAUUAUGUCGACACAAAUUCGCCUACGUCGCGAGCAAGAUAAAAGAUUCCAGCGCACAACCAAUGUUUCCGAGGCUGAUGUCAUCCCAUUGAAUACGGUAUUUGAAACAGACAAACGUGACGAUAUCAACAUGUGCUAUUUCUGUCAAAAAUGCAAAAAUCAUGGGAUUCUAAUGUGGAAGAAGGAUCACAAGCGAAACUGUGAGUAUGCAAACUGCCGCUGUGAACAGUGUGAUCUGAUUGAUACAAGAAGAGCGCUUGAUAGACACAUCAAGAAGAGCAAAGAUAUGAAAUCAGGUAACCUGCCAGUCCUAGCCAAAUAG
Messenger RNA from Strongylus vulgaris, 555 nucleotides. The record is from the annotation of a GenBank genome assembly. Lineage: Eukaryota; Metazoa; Nematoda; Chromadorea; Rhabditida; Strongylidae.